CAAUCAUUAUAUAAAGAAAUUUAAUUGUGCGUAUAAAACGAAUCGACUUCGAGUCCAACAGCUUUGUAACACCUUUUAUUUAUAAAUAAAGUAGUUGGUUACAUACUUUAACAAUUGUCUCCGUAAAAUUUUGAUAUUAAACAUUAUUGGUAAUAUGUUGAAACAUAUUUUAUAUGUUAUAUUUGAUCGAAAUGUCUUGUGCGAGGCAAUUUAUUUUAGAAUAUUGCAUUCUGCAGAUAUUUGUUUUUAAUUUUGACACUCUUAUAUUUAUUCGCUUAUAUUAUAAUGCCAUAGUAAAAUUGCUCUAAAACUUGAGCCUAUAUUAUUCAACAGCAGAAAUAAUACUCGCAGCGAGUGACAUCGCACAAUCUUCGAAUGUCGAGUGAAUAAUUGCUCAUUGAAAUAUAAUAAGGUGCGCGUCUCGCGUAUAAUUAACUUCGGGAGUGCCGCAAAGUAUCGCGCGAUUGAUCGAUCAAGUGCGUGAGUAAUUAAUCGUAAUUAACAGUAUUUUUGCGAGUAUCGCAUUUUCGCGAGAGCCAUGGAGAAAGAACAAUGGAUGAACACGAGAGGAGGAGGAGGCCCAGGGAGGCAUCGGUCAUUGGCGGAGCAACUGUGAGAUCCACGAUGUAUACUACAAUCCGCUGCUGCGCAAUCGUACCGGAAGGAUUGGAGAACAAACAUGGGACAACAAUGCCAAGCAAUAAACAACCAUGCAACUCGUUGAUAUAUACCUUCGCCUGUCCAUUACCACGAAUCCGACUCGGAUCGAAUUCGAGUGCCUCGGUCGACGAGAUCGGCAAGGGUAUCUCGCAGCAGCUGUGGGAAGGGAGGAGCCAUCUUGCGGCCUGUUUCAGGGCAGCCGCCAAUUGAUUCACCCCCACUAGACGCCGCAACCAGGCGUCGAUUCAAUUCCAGGACGAAAAAAGCGUCCGGUGGGCAUGGCCGUCUCGUAUUUCUAUUGGUCCAACAUCCCGCAUCAUCCACGAGUUCGCUAUACGCUCGUCCAAUCGCCGGCUUCUGGGCGGAUCCUGAAACCAGUUUUGGUCUCGCUAACAGAGGGGAGUCGUUGACUCGAGUCUCUGGGCAGAUAGUAUUGUGCCGUUGGCUCAUGCCGUAGUGGUUCUAAUACCACAGCAGGUCCUUGCUACCAAGGAAAUCCCGGAGAUCCGCCUGUCGCACGCACUGAAUUCGCGAAGGUCGCGAGGACCCGGAAGUUUCCGGUGACGUGUCACGGCCGAAAAACUGUCGCGAAUGUGCGCGUUACAGUGCUUCGAUCGCGGCCGCGGACAUUAAUUUUAGACUAUAUCGAGAGGAAUCACCUCUGCAAAUCGUGGAGCUUUCAGUGACGUCAGGUGGAAGACCACAAAGGACUUUUGAAAAGAUUUUGUUAUCGUCGAAAGUCAUUAAGCUUUAAUCGACCAGCUUGACAAGUGAAGGAUUGGUUAUAUUGAUGAUUAUGUGAUAAACUUGACAUUUGCUGUUGUUGAUCAUGGACAUAUGAUUGAAAUAUUGUAUUCUGAUUUGUGAUAUCGCUCCAACUUGUUCAAAAAAAUCAUUAAAAAACAUCGUGAAGUUAGCCGACGGCUAGCGGAAUCCUACCAAUCGUCUACCUGACAGGCAAUUCUCGACGCAGUAAACAUUACAAAAUAUGUGAAGCAUUAUUGUUUAUAUUUUGGAUCAUGGAUUGAUCUGCAGAUUCCACGACGAAAACAUCCAAAAACCAGGAAUGAUAGAUGUUGGAAGACAGUAAAUAAUCGCGGACUGUGGUCGAAGAUUAUAGACUAUUUUUUAAGAUUAAGCUCUCUUAAAAGAUCAAUGAUUGAGAUGAAUUUGUGCCAUAAUCGAGAAGAUUUAGAAUGGCAGAUGUAAAAGUCCAUUCGAAACAGCGAGAUCUAAAUUUUUAUAAACAUCUCAAUGAUCAUCAUAAAUUAGUGAUUUAUAGACAGUGAUGAUCUAUGGACUGUAUCUUCGUUCAGUAGUGAUCGUGCUCCAGAAGGCCUAGAAUGGAAGAUGUAAACAGGCGUUGAGAUCAGAAACACUUAACGAUUCUAGGCAUCAGAUCUUGCAAUUUCUCGCCUCCCUUUCUCAUAAACACAUGAUUCCGGCGCGCUAGUGAUCGGACGUGAUCUCUUCCUCUCCUGGUGAUCGGGCCUGAUCCUCGACGAUUGAUGCAAGCGGACUGAUCUCUCUCUCUCGAAGGAGAGACAACAACCGGCGAGUUGGUACCGAAGAUGGUCCUGGAGCCUGGAGGCGGUCUGUCCUUUCCGUUGCCGCCCGGCAGCGGCUCCAGCGCUUCCGGUGGAUCCUUGCUGGCCCCGACCAGGCUGUUUCAACGAACGACGCCGGUGUUCCCGUUCCAUUUGGCAGGAUGGCCGCCUCAUCAUCCGGUUCUGGGACAGGUGCAAAGCCAGGUACAGCAGAGCAUGCAGGCCCAGCAUCAGGCUGCUGCCGCGGCGGUCAGAUUCCUCAGCCAUCAUCACCCGCAUCAUCCGCAUCCGACGUUGAGCAAUCAUUCGCUGGUACCGGCGAUCACCGGGCAUCAUCCCGCUGUACAUCAUCUGCAUCAUGCUGCUGAUCACGGAGAGGAAGAGGACGAGAAGAAAGGUUGCGACGGGGAGUCGGACGAGGGUGGGAACAAGAGGCGAAGAAGUAGGACUAACUUCAACAGUUGGCAGUUGGAAGAAUUGGAGCGGGCCUUUCUGUCGAGUCAUUAUCCCGACGUCUUUAUGCGAGAAGCUCUGGCUGUGAGACUGGAAUUAAAGGAGAGCCGCGUGGCAGUGUGGUUCCAAAAUCGAAGGGCAAAAUGGCGGAAGAAGGAACACACGAAGAAGGGCCCGGGAAGGCCGGCGCAUAAUGCUCAUCCUCAGAGUUGUAGCGGCGAGCCUAUUCCACCCGAAGAACUAAGACGGAAGGAGCGCGAGAGGCGACAGAAAAAGUUGCUGAAGGCUCUCGAGAGACAACAACGGAAACUUGCUGCUAAAGGUAUAACAGUGGACCUGUCGACACUGCGCGCCGAGUGGGAAUCUCGUAGCGAGGCGGCGUCGGGUCGCGGCACCGCGAGUGGUCCCCUGAGCAGCUCGUUCGGUCAGCUGGGCCUGAAUAGCGAGAGCAGCAUCUCCGCGUCCGGUAACGAUGCCAACGAGGAGAUUGACGUCGUCGGCGGAUUGGAUUCCUGCAGCGAGAGCGGAAGCGAACGGAUGGACUCCGCGGCCGACGGUUCCGUGGACGGCGAGUGUUAUCCGACGCUCAACAGUAGUGUUAACGAGACCAGCGAGCCGCGGAAGAAUCCGCAGAAUCCGCCGCCGAUGGAGCAUCUGAACCACCAAGCCGGUAUUCACCAUUGGGGCUUGAGCCUGCUGGAGCGACGACGCGAGCUGGUGGGAGUCGUCGGAACGGGCCGUCAACAGUCGGUCGGCACCGGCGCCAGGAAUAAUCUGAUCAGGCAGGCCGCCAGCGAGGAGGAGGUCCAGAGCGGCAGCAUUGAUCUCUCGGUGAAGGGCAGAGAGGAGAGAAAGAGGCUGAAUCCGUUCUCCAUCGAGAGCCUGUUGGGGAACAAUAACCGGACCUCGAGCGUGGCGUCGGAGCGCAGGCCGUUGACGCCGACGUCGCCGACGUCACCCGCCUCGUCGGCCUGCACGUCGCCCUCCACGACGUAGUGAACAGGCGCGGAUGGGACGCCGAGAGGUGAGCCGGAUUAAAGUUGACGCGCGAGAGAUUCGAGGGUGGCGAAGUGUAAUUAGCCGAGGUUCCUCCUCUGUGCGGGAGUUGUCGGUGACGGUGAAGUGCAUUCAUCGAAUAAAUCGCGUGGGCCGAAGUGGCGAAAACCUUCGGGACUCACUUGUUCUCCCGUCGAGAUAAUUGCGCGAGAGGACCAAUCGUGAUAAGGGUUGAACUGGGCAAGUAAUAUUCCCGUUCACAUUUUUAUCAGGAUGUUUUCGCUUUGAUCGAAACCGAUAGAUUUUCAUCGUGCAUAUUCUCGCGUAUAGACAUUUUCAUGUUCUUCGCCGCGAAUGCGUCUGAGUUCUCGGUAUCCCGAAUUUCUUUCGAGUCCGGAGGAAAUCAAGGGAAACGAAAAAAAUCUACGAAUAGAAGGUGAAUUUUAGAGAGAUCCGAAAAUUAAAAUCGGAAUUUCUUUGACUCGAGAGGGAUUCGAGGAUCCGAAGAUUGCAUCUCAUCGGCGUGGAUCGGCAAGACUUAUAUCACUUUGACAUAUCGAAUGCAUGGAUGACCGUUAUAGAUCGAGUGCGUUUGAUUUCGUCCAUUGUGUUUCCUUGAAAAAAAAAGAAUGAAAAAAUGUGCAAUAAACGCGGACGAGCUCGCCGCUAGGCGGGUUGUCUGUCUUUGAGGUAUGUAAGAGAGAGAAA
This is a messenger RNA of Formica exsecta, 4364 nucleotides long. RefSeq names its product homeobox protein unc-4-like. The transcript has 6 exons. Gene Ontology annotation, biological process: regulation of DNA-templated transcription. Gene Ontology annotation, molecular function: sequence-specific double-stranded DNA binding; DNA-binding transcription factor activity, RNA polymerase II-specific. The record is from RefSeq and is a predicted model, not a curated record. Bases 2232 to 3656 code for a protein of 474 amino acids. Lineage: Eukaryota; Metazoa; Arthropoda; Insecta; Hymenoptera; Formicidae.